Molecule: messenger RNA, 4264 nt
Organism: Paramecium octaurelia
Lineage: Eukaryota; Ciliophora; Oligohymenophorea; Peniculida; Parameciidae
Source: the annotation of a GenBank genome assembly
AUGGAAGAGACUAAAUUUCAUUAAUUCAAGAAUGGAUUCAUUUCAAAGAAUCCAAAUUAAAAUUCUGAAAGGCUAAUUAAGAUCAAUACACAAUAUUCCCAAUACCAAUCUCAAAGUCAAAGAGUCAAAACUGAAAUCAAUUAGCCUUCUUUAAGUUCAAGAUUAGAAAAAUCUAAAACUAUUUCUUAGUCUGUACGAAUUUACUGAUUAUUCAAGACCUACUAUUAGUCGCCUCUAUUGAGAGAUGGUCAGCUGGAUUAAAUAGACAAAUUGAAGAGAAUGGAUAAAAAUGAUUUUUUUGGUUAACUGAAUAGUUAGGAUCCAUAUAGAUACCCUAAAAAACUGGAGGAAUUGCCAUGGAAUCCAUCCAAAAGUACAGUAUAUUAAUAGAAAAGAUAGAGAUCUCUUAAGCUAAGGUGGUUCUACCAUUAGAGCAAAUGGAUAAGGUCAUUCCUUUAUCUAAAUUUUCCAGUAAUCUCACUAAAAGAGUGGUCAAAGAUAAGAUCCACAGAGGCAUACCCCUCAAGUAUGGGAAAUAAUUCAAUAAUUAGACACGAUGUCCAAAUGCUUGCAGAAUGGACUGACCUGAUGCUUGAGUAGGCUGUUGAGAAAAAUCAAGGACAAUCAGCAAAUAUGUACGAGGAUCUAUAAUAAAUCUUUACUCUUUGUUUGAAGGAGUUGAUUAGGUAGAUUUCAUUCGAUUGUAUUGAGAAGAGGUAGAAUAUCUUAACAUAUAAUAGUGUGCUUUUGGAGAAGAUUUGGAAUCAAUACAUUGAGAUAAACUAAUCAGUCUAUUAGUCAGUUCUCGAAUAAAACAACACAUUAGAGAAGGAUCAUUUAUAGGAAGUAAUGAAGACCCAUUAAGCGUAUCAAACUGAGAUUGACAAGUAUUUGAUGAUUUUGAAGAAUCAAAAGUCAGAUAUGGAUUAAAUUAUGGAAAGAUUGAUGAAGUUGAAAGGAAACACAAAAUAUUUGAAAAAAAAUAAUAGAUAUUUGAAUUCUUAAAUUAAGGCAUUGAAAGUUGAAAUCUAGGAUUUGAAAACUGAAAAUAAACAAUAUUCUGAUUAGAUAGAGAAGAUAACUGACGAUUUGCAUGAGUACUAAAGAAAUGUGCAGUUUCAGUAUGAACAAUUUUAAAUGUCCAACCAAUAUCAACCAAAAAUAGAGUAUGAAUAAGGGUUAGCUAAGAAGAAGAUUAUGAGGGCUGGAACAUAAAAACAAUUGGUGAUUCAUUAGAUACCACAAUAUCAACUGCCUGUGAUUAAGCCUAUGAAGAGAAAGAGUUUCUAGAAUGUCGAACAAUAACCGACAUAGCAAGAGAAAAUGCAAAAAAUAUUAAAUGAUAGUGCUUCAUUUAGCAAUAUCGAGAUAUUAUUAGAGGAAAGAGCUACAGAUACAGAUGAUUUAAAUUAGAUAUUGUAGUUGAGAAAGGAAGUAGAAAUCUAAACAAUAGAAAAGAAGAGUCUAACCAUUUCAAUUCCUAAGUAUGUAUUUAAAUAAUGAGUAGAUUUGAAUUGAGAGACAGAAGACAACAAAUCAUUUAGACUGAAAUAUCUUACUUAAAUAAAUCUACUAAGAUCACUCAAACAGAAUUUACAGAUGAGCUUUUGGAAUCUAUCAAAUUGGAGGAAGAACAUCUUUUGUAACUGCAUGAAGCAAUCUAAUAAGCCACAGAACAAUACCAAUAAAUAUUACAUUAAAUUGAGAAGGGACAACAACCUAAAUUGAAAGAGUUAUAUGAUCAUCUAGAUGAAUUUUAAAAUUCAAUGAAAGAAAACAUAAGUAAAUAAAAGGAAGUCAGGACUAAUUUAAUUUUAGUUAAUAGUACUUUUAAGGAUGAAAAUAAUAGAAAGGAGGAGCAAUUAUAAUAAUAUGUACUUAUAUCUUAUUUUAUUAAGUAAAAAAAAGUAGCAGAGUUAGAAAGAGCUAAUGAACUUGCCAAUCAAGAGAUGGGAGAGUUGGAAAAUCAAUUGGAAAUUUAUGAAAAGGUAUUUAUAAUAUGUAUAAAGAUUAAUGAAAAAAUUGAAAAAAAAUAUUAAAAAUUGAAGUCCAUCAAAACGAACAUGGUUGAAAAAUCCUAAACUCUAGUUGUGUAACUCACCUAAACUCAUAAAUUUGCUGAAAUCAUGAAAAAAAGAAUUCAAGAUAAAAGAUUAAGUACACUUGGUCCAAUUUAAAGCAAUUAAAAAUCAAGAAUCUCAAACGUUUCUCCUUUAGGAUCUCUGAUCACUAAUAGUUAGCCUGCGAUUGCCAUGCAAACCUAACAAAGUGAUCAAUAAAUUUAAUUGGAAAAGAAAGAGGAAUUAUUGCCUAUUCCAGAAAAAACAACUUUGAAGAAAUAAUCAAGUAAAAAGAAUUUAGUUCAGUAACCUUAAUAAUAACAAGUAAUGUAAUAUCGACACGCUUAAUCCUAAAAUACUUUAGAAUUACCUUCUGUCUAAUAAGAAAAACAAUUCUCUUCUCAAUAUAACAUCUCUGUAAUUGAACCUGAUGAUAACUAAUUUGCCUUGUAGAAAUUUCCAUCUCAGCUACCUAGUCAAUAACCUAGUUAAUAGUAAAGCGAAGAAGUAUUUUAUUUAUGUAAUAAAAUAAUAGGAAGGCACCGAUAUGUAAUUGACUCCAAGAAGUAAAGCAUCUAAUUCUUCAAAGCCAAGGCCUACUUAUAAAAUUGUAAAUGUCACAUAAUAUUAAAUAAUAGCAAUUGCCUUCUAAUCAAGGAGCAAAAAAGGGAUCGAAAAUAUAGAAGAAAGGGUCUGUUAUGCCUUAGCAAAAUGAUUAGGUCCAAUUCUUUUAAGAAACCAUAGCAAAUUUUAUCAAUUAGAACUUCAGUUCUAGUGAUUCAGAUAGCGAUGAUUCAGAGUAUAACAUGAGAUUAGAAGAGAUCAAAUAAAGGAAAAGAAAGAUUGGACAAACUAAGAAAUCAUAUUUUUCAUAAGCACCAAGUAAGAUCUCUAAAUAUAAUAAGAAUUCUAAAAUAAGUAGUCUAUUGACAGUCCUGGGUUAAAUAUGCUGAGAAACAAUAUAGUUAAAUAAUUGGCUACUAAAUUUGCUACUAAUUAAAAGGAGAUCACUUCAAAAAUGAAAAAGGGCACUGUCUUAAAAUUCAUUUCUUAAUUUUAUGGAGAAAAGUUAAAAUAAACAUAAAAUAAAACAUCAUUGCAUAUCAUUUGUUAUGAAUACUUUUUUAACACAUAUGGAUUUAAAAACAUAGCAGAACAGAAAUUGACUAGUUUUUAUGAGUCAAUAUUUGUGCAUAGAGACAACAUAAGAAUUAACUUAUUUGGUAGAUUCUUACAACUUUAUAGUUCAUUGACAGUAGAUGAUCUCGAGAUAUACAUUAAAACCUUAAAGUAGUUGGAUGACGAGAAUCAAACACUGGACACAGAUAAAGUAUAAAUUUCAUUAAAUCAAGGGAUAAUUUCUGUUGGUUGAAAAAGCAAUUCAGAUUCUUGAUCAGACCCAUUCUUAAAUACCCUAGGAAUAUAGAAAUAAUAUCAUCUCAGAUAUCAAAAUGAAUUACAUCGAGAGAAAUUUGAAGCCUUACAUUGACUAUGACUAUUACAUCAGCAGAAUUCUGACAGGUACAAGGUUUUCUUAUUGUUUAGGUUAUUAGAUCGUUAAGAAGAUGCACAUGACUCACUAUUAAGAAGUUUUCAAUUCUGCUGAUAUGGAUUUAGAUAAUAUGAUGGAGUACUAAGAAUUCAAGAAAUUAUACUAUUAUUUUGAGUCUUGCCAAGGUAAUUCAAUUCCUGAGAGCAUUAUGGAAAGAUAAUUUAUAUCCAGAUGCGAUUUAAUAUCGAACAAUGAGGGAGAAAGAGCAAUGUCCUUUGAUAGAUUCAUUACAUUUUCAAUAGAACAUAACUUAUUUUCUGAGGAGAAAUUUACAGUAUUUAUAAUCUAUAUCAAAUUUCUUUAGAACUUUGCAAACAGCGUGAUUGAAGAAGACCCAAUCAAAAGCAUAGAAGAUUUGCAUUAGAAUUGGAGUUAUGUCAAAGAAAGAUUGAUUAACAGGAUUUAAUAUGCGGCAGAGGAUGAAAUUGAGUACUUCCAGAGUAUCAUAAAAAAGUUAGAAUAAGUAUUGCAUUUAUAUUCACAGCAGGCUUUGACGAAUGAUGAUAAACGAUAAAGCAUAUGGAUCUCAUAUAAAAUCAUAGAUGGUGAUACAAGAUAGUUAUAUAUCAACAAAUUAGUAGAUAGUUUGAUUCCAUCAGAAUUCAAUGAUAUCAUUCAAUUUGAUGACUAUUCAUCUGAAGACAAUAACUGA